Molecule: messenger RNA, 324 nt
Organism: Phytophthora sojae
Lineage: Eukaryota; Oomycota; Peronosporomycetes; Peronosporales; Peronosporaceae
Exons: 2
Coding region: 1-324 (107 amino acids)
Source: RefSeq, a predicted model, not a curated record
AUGCCCGACAACUUCUCGCGCGUCGGGCCCGUGCUGGUCACCAUUUGCAUGACCUCCACGGUCUUCACCAAUUUGUACGCGGUCGUGGCCAUCUACUGCGUGAUGCUGCUGUCGUCCACGGGCAUCAAGACCAGCAGCGACCAGGAUGCGUGGUGCAUGGACAAUGGUUGCGCGUGUGCCGGCUGCUCGGGCGUAUUCAUCCCCGACAUCAUCGGCGUGGCCGUCAUUAUGUACGGCAUGCGCGGCCACCCAAUUCCGCCGUCACCCGAGCUAAAGUUCUUGCUGACCGCGGAUAUGUUCGGCAAACUGAGGCGAGGCCGAUGA